CGUCCGGUUCGGAAAUUUCCCCUCCUCAUCUAUGUCAACACGAGGAGUAUCUUCGUUUGUGCCAUGAUCACCUCCGGACUUUGACCACUCUCUCGACACACCUUCAGGCCACAGAUCUCCCAUGGAUUUCGAACCCGAAUUCUUUUCACGCCUUCUCAAGUCCAUCCGCUAGGGCCAUCCCUCCGCAUCGUGCUCACGUGCUCACCCGCGCCGAGUUCAGACCGCGGAAACUCGGACCACAAGUCACUCGGAAGAGAGGCCGCACGCCCAUUUGACGACACGGAACUGGGCGUCUUCGCGACCGCAACACCAGCGCCCGACCAUCAUGUCGUCGGCCGCCCGGCGCCAGAGCGCCCAGCUGGAUGAAGGCGACCUCGCCCUCCUCGGCAAGAAGCAGGUCCUGCAGCGACGCUUCGGGUUCGUCUCCCUGUUCGGCUUCGCCGUCUGCGAGCUCAUCACCUGGGAGACCGUCCUGGCCCUGUUCAGCCAAGCCUUCCGGAACGGCGGGCCGGCGGGCAACGUGUACGGCUACAUGAUCGCGUGGGCCUCCACCAUGUCGGUGUACACGGUCAUCUCCGAGUUGGCCUCCAUGGCACCCAUCGCCGGCGGCCAGUACUACUGGGUGUGGAUGAUGGCCGAGCCCGGGUGGCGCGACGUGCUGAGCUACGUCGUGGGUUGGCUGACGACCCUGGCGUGGAUCGCGACGGUCGCGACGGAGACGCUCUUCGCCGGGACGAUGAUCCAAGGAGUCAUCACCCUGGAUUAUCCGGAUUACUAUAUCGAGCGGUCGGCGAUGUGGCAGGGCACUCUCCUGACCUGGGCGGUCAUCGCGGUGUGUGUCUUCAUCAAUGUGGUCAUCCCGAAUUGGCUGCCGAGAUUCGAGGUGUUCAUCCUCGUCUUCCACCUGGCGGGGUUCGUCGCGAUCCUGACGACGCUCCUAGUCAUGACGCCGCAGUUCGCGCCGCUCGAGGCGGUCUGGCUCACGGCGCUGAACGAGGGCAACUGGCCUACGCAGGGCGUCUCGUUCUGCGUCGGGUUCCUGGGCAACGUCGCGACGUUCGUCGGGGCGGACGCCAGCGUGCACCUCGCGGAAGAGGUCUCCCGACCCUCGGUCAACAUCCCACGCGCGAUCCUCGGCGCGAUGAUCAUCAACGGCGCCCUGGGGUUCGCCAUGAUCGUGACGGUCCUGUACUGCCUCGGCGACGUGACCGCCGUGCUCGACAGCCCGACGGAGUUCCCCUUCAUCGAGGUCUUCCGACGGAGCGUGGGCAGCGUCGCCGGCGCGACGGUCAUGACCGCGGUGGUGCUAUCGCUGACCUGGGCCUGCGCGAUCGGCAUCACGACCACGGCGUCGCGGAUGUGUUGGAGCUUCGCGCGUGAUCGCGGGCUGCCCUUCUGGCAGGUCCUGAGCCGGGUGAACCCGCGCACCAAAGUGCCGGUCAUGGGCGUGCUGACGGUGACGGUGAUCGCGGCGCUCCUGACGCUGAUCUAUGUGGGGUCGUCGACGGCAUUCGAGGACGUCAUUUCCUUGACCAUCACCGGCUUCUACGGGUCCUACCUGCUGCCCGCGGCGCUGCUCCUGCACCACCGCAUCAGGGGAAACGUCCUCCCGAAGGGUUCCCGGCCGGUCCCGCCAUCGACCGAGGAUCCCGGCACCAUCGACGACGACAAGCAAGAGGUCGAUCCGCCGCCGUCGUAUCCCUCCCCCGAGCCCGCGGUGCGCGCCGACCUCGUCUGGGGCCCCUGGCACGUCCCCGGCCUCCUCGGGAUCCUGAACAACAUCUACGCGUGUGCCUACAUGGUCUUCGUCAUCUUCUGGAGCGUGUGGCCGCCGCAGACGCCGGUCGAUGCGAGCUCCAUGAACUACAGCGUCGUCGUCACCGGCGGCGUAAUGAUCCUCAGCGCGGCGUGGUAUUACGUCGGCGGCAGGAAGCAGUAUCAGGGCCCGACGAUCGAUGAGGAGGUCAAGGGGAUCAUGAGGCUGGGAUCGGUGAGUGCUCGUGGCGGAGGGGAUGGUGCCGCGUAAUGGAAAGGCUAUCGCACGGGGAGGAGACCACUGUAUCUAAUGACUUUAAUGUACCGAAUGAUUGCGAACUGGUCCUCGAUGGCUAAUGCUGAUGACUUAU
Molecule: messenger RNA, 2126 nt
Organism: Dissoconium aciculare CBS 342.82
Lineage: Eukaryota; Fungi; Ascomycota; Dothideomycetes; Mycosphaerellales; Dissoconiaceae
Product: amino acid transporter
Exons: 1
Coding region: 326-2026 (566 amino acids)
Biological process (GO): transmembrane transport
Cellular component (GO): membrane
Molecular function (GO): transmembrane transporter activity
Source: RefSeq, a predicted model, not a curated record